GUGGUGCACUGUGUCCCACUUACACAGGCUCUAUCGGCACUGAUAAUCAGUGCCCUGAUGAUCAGUGCCACCUGUCAGUGCCUAUCACUGCCACAUACCAGUGCACAUAAAUGCCACAUAUCAGUGCUAAUCAGUGCACAUCAAUGCCACAUAGUGCCUACCAGUGUACAUCAAUGCCACAUAGUGCCCAUCAGAGCUGCCUUUCAGUGCCAACUAUCAGUGCCAGUCAGUGCUGCCUAUCAGUGCCCAUCA
Messenger RNA from Staurois parvus, 252 nucleotides. Lineage: Eukaryota; Metazoa; Chordata; Amphibia; Anura; Ranidae. The record is from the annotation of a GenBank genome assembly.